AUGCCUAGUCUGGAAAGAGAUACUUUAUUAGCUGAAUCAAAGACUAUUUUAAAAUCCGUGACAAAUUGGAAACCAGGUAAACAAUUCAAAUCAAAUGUUAUCCCGGAAACAAUCACCACAUCAACAUAUUCCACCACAAAUAUCAAAGAUAAUCAAUUUUGGUGUGCUCGAGAAUCAUUAAUCCCUUCAACUUAUAAACAAAAAGUCAUUGAUUGCCUAAUUGGUACUGCAAAUAUUGGAUCAACUCAUUCUGAUCAUGAAGUAAAUUAUGUUGAAGAAUUUGAUUCCCUAAAGAUUUCAAAUGUAACCGAGUAUCCCGAUGGUGGUUGGAGUUAUGAAUUACAUGCAAACUAUAAGUUUGGUACCAUUGGCAUAAGUAAUAGGAUGUUUUAUGAAUCGGUUCAUAUUUACAAAUUUGACAAGAGCAACCAAACUGAGGAAGAUGACAAAGACACCAAUUGUGCAUAUAUUAUAAGUGUGCCUAUAGAUGGUCCUACUGGAAAUUUUGUCAUUGGUAAAUAUCAUUCAAUUGAAAAAAUAUCAUGGAGUGAUAAUAAAGAUUCGGACUUGAAAUGGAUUAUGGCAACUACAUCAGAUGCUGGUGGAUAUUUACCUCGCUGGUUAACGAAUAUGAUUUUACCAGGAGCAAUUUCUAAUGAUGUACCAAGUGUAUUAAAAUAUAUACAAUAA
Molecule: messenger RNA, 690 nt
Organism: Candida albicans SC5314
Lineage: Eukaryota; Fungi; Ascomycota; Pichiomycetes; Serinales; Debaryomycetaceae
Exons: 1
Coding region: 1-690 (229 amino acids)
Source: RefSeq, a predicted model, not a curated record